Molecule: messenger RNA, 558 nt
Organism: Microthlaspi erraticum
Lineage: Eukaryota; Viridiplantae; Streptophyta; Magnoliopsida; Brassicales; Brassicaceae
Source: the annotation of a GenBank genome assembly
AUGGCUUUAGCUCAAACCUUAUCAACAUCAUCAUCAUCGCUAGAUUUCAUCAAUGCCUCACACAGAUUCGUCUCUGCAACUCCUUUCUCUUAUGAAUCCAUCUUCCUCCGCCGUAGAAUCCGCCGCUUGAAUCUCCCAUUCGCUUCGUACCGUAGCUCUCAGCCGCGUAGGAGAUAUGAUUCCGACGAUCGAUUCUCUGGCGGUUACGAAUACGACGUCGUUCCCGAGGAUGACGACGACGAAGAAGAUGAUGAGAGAGAGAGCAGCGUCGAUCUUCUGAUCAGAUUCUUAAGAAGCAUGUUUAAGAAAGUCUCGAAGCGAGCUAAAAAGGCCUCUCGCCGGAUUUUACCCGCCGCCAUGUCUCCUCGUCUCGUGUUUUUUGCAGUAGAUGGGAUAUUGCUAUUGGGUUCACUUUCCAUAACAAGAGCAUUUCUUGAGGUAAUUUGCAAUCUAGGAGGACUAGUGUUUACAGUGAUUCUGAUGAUCCGAUUGUUUUGGGCGGGAGCUUCGUUUUUUCAGAAUAAUGGGAACUAUUUUGGACCAAACCCGUUGACUUAA